AGUGCAGGUCUCAAGGAAAGUUAGUUGGUUAUUGAGACAUGGUGCGAGUCAGGAGGGCUUAAAGUUGGGAAAGGGUGGGUAUGUUAAUGUCCAGGAAGCGGUAAGUUUGUUCCCAAUCAACGCCCGGCGACGUUGAAUAUAUGCUUAACAUAAAGACAUGACUUAUCAUAUACAUCAAGGUUUCGAAUGAUGUUAUGAGUUCGUAGCUUAGACCACACGACGAGCUAACGUUUUCAGCUAAACACCAAAACUCUGAAGAGCUUAAAAGUCACAUUUCCUGAGCUGCGCGACAUAGUCGCCAAUAACGACAAACAACGCUACUCCAUGAUUCCAGCAUCCUCACUCGACCAAGAGACACCUGGAACCACAGAGCUAUCUCAAGAGCAACCAAACUCAGAAUCGUUGGAAACUGUACCAGAAUCAGACGACCCAGCCGACUACCUGAUACGCGCGAACCAAGGCCACUCCAUCAAAGUCGAUUCAGAAGGCCUCCUCGUCCCCAUUACCCAAGAAGCAGGCAAUGUUCCCGAAACCGUUGUUCACGGCACCGACGAGCGCGCCUGGAAUCUCAUCCUAAAGAGCGGCGGUCUGCGGCGCAUGGGACGGAACCAUAUUCACUUCGCAUCUGGUCUCCCGGCAGGUUUCAAAGCACUUGACUCUUCCACUGAUCCUACUGCCGAAGAAAAGGAGUCUGCGCCAGUCAUCUCAGGCAUGCGCAAGAACUCGUCGAUUCUGAUUUAUAUCGAUAUCAACGCUGCUCUUACUGCCGGCAUCAAGUUUUUCGUCUCGGACAACGGUGUUAUACUCACCGAGGGUAAUGAGCAAGGCUUCCUUUCGUAUGAAUUCUUCAAGCGCGUCGAAAGUAGGAAGAAGGAUGGUGGUGUACUGAUGAGUGAUGGGAAGUUACCCGAAGGCGUGACUGUGAAUAUUGAAGAGUGGGAGAAAGAGGUUGGUGAUGUGCAGAAGGGGAAGCGGGGUGGCAGGGGUGGUAGAGGUGGUAGAGGUGGAGGACGGGGCGGAGGCGCAAGUGGCCAAAAGAGUGGGAUAAAUGACGCAGGAGUUGCGGCGGCUGAUGCUUAAGAAAUUAUGAGGGUGUUGCAGAAGGUGAUAUGAGCACCAGUUGUUGCCACAGUCAACAAUCAACAACAGAAUAUGGACUACUCGCUGGCAUGUCGAGUACAAGCCGCCAUCCGUGCUGAUUUGUGGAUCCAUAAGUGAUCUAUGACACAGGAUUCGCUGGAUGAGGUCAGUUCCUGUGAUGGUUAAUACCAGUCGAUAUCACUUCUAGAAAUCCUUCGCACAGGCUUGGAGACUAUUUGAACUUGAAUUAUGAUUGAUUUCUUCGGCCGUUAAAGAGAUUAUAGUAUGCGCGAGAGGUAUAUAACAGAAUGCCGCCCAGUAAACCGGAA
Molecule: messenger RNA, 1409 nt
Organism: Alternaria alternata
Lineage: Eukaryota; Fungi; Ascomycota; Dothideomycetes; Pleosporales; Pleosporaceae
Exons: 1
Coding region: 325-1080 (251 amino acids)
Biological process (GO): tRNA splicing, via endonucleolytic cleavage and ligation
Molecular function (GO): tRNA 2'-phosphotransferase activity
Source: RefSeq, a predicted model, not a curated record